AUGGCAAGCUUCUCAAAGAUACUCAGACCGACGGAUAUUUACAAGAGACUCUCAGUGCCGACCAAGUAUCUCAAGUCUCUCCCAUCUUUCGAAGGUGGUCAUGCUGUAGAUUUUCAAGCAGUUGAUGAUAAGGGCCAUGUUUGGACCUUCAAGUGCUCCGUUCGCAAGAAAGGGCGAUACCCUAAACCAGUUCUCGCAAAGGGUUGGCUUCCUUUCGUUGCUAGCAAGAACCUUAAAGCUGGCGACAAGGUCAAGUUUUACAGGGAGAAAAACAAAUCCGCUGCAAAACGUGUUUACAAGGUUCAGGUCGCAAAAGAAGUCAGGAUAUUUGGUGUUAUCUUCGGCUAUGCUCCGAUAUUCUAG
Molecule: messenger RNA, 363 nt
Organism: Populus trichocarpa (black cottonwood)
Lineage: Eukaryota; Viridiplantae; Streptophyta; Magnoliopsida; Malpighiales; Salicaceae
Product: B3 domain-containing transcription factor NGA4
Exons: 1
Coding region: 1-363 (120 amino acids)
Molecular function (GO): DNA-binding transcription factor activity; DNA binding
Source: RefSeq, a predicted model, not a curated record